UACGUUUACUUAAACCAGAAUUUCUUAAAAUGUUAGUGAAUUCAUGUCUUCAUAACUUCCCGGGCUUUCGAUUGAAUAAUUGACGUAUUCGUGGGUAAUGGGUACGCAUGCGUCGUCAGAUCAGCGAGAAGUGAGCUGCGAUAUUGCUUCAAAGCCUGCACUGCGAGGACAGCAGUCUAGAAUAGCAGUCGUCACCGCAUGGAAAAGUCGACUUCUAGAGACACUUGUUAGUGAAUUUUUGAUCGUGUUCGCAUAAGAUUCUUCUUGCUCGCUGUAAGAAAAGUCACGGGUACUUCCCAACUAAGUUAGCAUGCAUCGUGGCCAGCUGAAUGGCAGUUCGUACACUGCUUUGGGAAAGGUGUACAAUGAUACAACUCUUCCUAACAAUAAGGGGGGUUAUAAGAAAAUUCUUCAUCUUGGUGGAGCUGCAAAGAAGUUAGGACCAUUACUGUAUAGGAAACAUUGUGAAAUGAAUGAACCUUUAACCGAAAAUCAAAUCUUGGACGUGGAGAACAAUCGCUUGAAGAUGCCUUCUCUUAAUGCUGAAGAAACUGCCCUACUCAGCAUGGACGACAUCGAGCUGAAGAACAUUCAGCUGCAGUUCCCGAGUGCACGUCGCUUCAGCGGCGAGGGCGGGUGCGUCGAGAUUCGCGUGCGCACCGACCGCUGUGAUAUACAGGUGGCUGUGCAGGGCGACCGCUCCAAGCCCGCUAUCAUCACCUACCACGACAUUGGGAUGAACUACAUCUGUUUCCAAACGUUCUUCAACUACGUUGACAUGCGCGCGCUUCUCGAGAACUUCUGCGUGUACCACAUAAAUGCGCCGGGCCAAGAGGAAGGCGCGCCUUCGCUACCUGAGGAUUACCUCUACCCAACAAUGGAUGAGUUGGCGAAUCAGAUAAACUACGUGCUUGGCCACUUCGGCAUCAAGACUUUCAUCGGCUUCGGCGUCGGCGCAGGCGCGAACAUUCUCGCUAGAUUCGCUCUCGUUCACCCGCAGAAGGUGGAUGCUUUGACCUUGAUCAAUUGCACCUCAAGCCAGGCCGGAUGGAUCGAGUGGGCUUACCAGAAGAUGAACUCCCGCUCGCUGCGCGCCCGCGGCAUGACCCAGGGUGUCCUCGAUUAUCUCAUGUGGCAUCACUUCGGCAGGUUCGCCGAGGAGCGCAACCACGACCUGGCGCAGAUGUACCGCGGAUACUUCACCCGCCACGUGAAUCCGACCAACCUGUCCCUGCUGAUGGAUUCCUAUGUGCGCCGCACUGAUCUGAACAUUUCCCGCGAGGGACACACCAUCCGCGCCCCGGUGCUCAACAUCACUGGUGCUUUGUCUCCUCAUGUGGAUGACACCGUCACCUUCAAUGGACGCCUCCAGCCUACCAACUCCACUUGGAUGAAGAUCUCUGACUCUGGUAUGGUUCUUGAGGAGCAACCGGCCAAAAUAUCCGAAGCUUUUCGCCUCUUCUUGCAAGGCGAGGGGUAUGUGGCGCCACUGUCACCCACGAAGAUCGUAGCGUUCCGCCGACUGUCGGCGGACGCGGGCCGGCGCCGCUGCCGCCACUCGCCCGUCAUCCGCAUCACCGAGAAUCCCAUCUCGGAGGCAGUGGUCUGCUAAAUGCCAUCACCAAAUAAACCCCCUCCCCUUCUAGACGCACCCCUCGCCCGUCGCGCUCCGAUGUUCGAUCGUGGAAGUUUAUCAAUCGAUGUCUAUCAUAUACCCCCGCUAAUUUAGAAUCGCGCGACUCGCGCUGUAUACCCUCUUAGGCUAUACCCGCUAUACACAACAUAAAUUUCCACGUACGCUCAUCAAUUGAAUGGUGUCCGAAAUCGAAAUCGAUUUCAGACGUUGUGUACAUAUCGAGGCAAAAACUGCCUUUUAGAAUGAAUAUGUUAU
This is a messenger RNA of Papilio machaon (common yellow swallowtail), 1891 nucleotides long. RefSeq names its product protein NDRG3 (gene MESK2). The record is from RefSeq and is a predicted model, not a curated record. Bases 311 to 1612 code for a protein of 433 amino acids. Gene Ontology annotation, biological process: signal transduction. The transcript has 10 exons. Gene Ontology annotation, cellular component: cytoplasm. NCBI's taxonomy places the organism in Eukaryota, Metazoa, Arthropoda, Insecta, Lepidoptera, Papilionidae.